AGCAGCCAUUUCAUCUCCACAGAAACCAGACACAAAAACAUGGCAGAAAUGGAGAAAGAAGGGAGACCUCCGGAAAAUAAAAGAAGCAGGAAACCGGCUCACCCAGUGAAAAGGGAGAUCAAUGAGGAAAUGAAGAACUUUGCAGAAAACACCAUGAAUGAACUUCUUGGCUGGUAUGGCUAUGAUAAGGUUGAAUUGAAAGAUGGUGAAGAUAUUGAAUUCAGAAACUAUCCUACAGAUGGAGAGAGCCGGCAGCACAUUUCUGUUCUCAAAGAAAAUUCUUUGCCAAAACCAAAAUUACCUGAGGACAGUGUUAUUUCACCAUACAAUAUAAGCACAGGCUAUUCAGGGCUUGCCACAGGAAAUGGACUCAGUGACUCACCUGCAGGGUCAAAGGAUCAUGGCAAUGUGCCCAUUAUUGUACCUUUAAUUCCUCCACCUUUCAUAAAGCCACCAGCAGAAGAUGAUGUGUCAAAUGUACAAAUAAUGUGUGCCUGGUGCCAGAAAGUGGGAAUCAAGCGCUAUUCCCUGAGUAUGGGAAGUGAGGUGAAAAGCUUCUGCAGCGAGAAGUGCUUUGCGGCCUGCCGACGAGCCUACUUCAAGAGAAAUAAGGCUAGAGAUGAAGAUGGACAUGCUGAAAAUUUUCCCCAGCAGCACUAUGCUAAGGAAACUCCAAGGCUUGCCUUCAAGAAUAACUGCGAACUACUUAUGGGGAAAUUAAAAUUCGGGGAUGUUACGUUCCUUGCCCUGGGAGAGAGGAGGGGAUCUAGUGAGCAGGCGCAGAGCCUAGAUUUGACCCACAUCUCUCUGACCUGUGCUCAGGCCAAGACACACUGCCACCUUCUCAAGGUAUGUGACUGGUGUAAGCACAUAAGACACACAAAAGAAUACCUGGAUUUUGGGGACGGGGAAAGAAGGCUUCAGUUCUGCAGUGCAAAAUGUCUCAAUCAGUACAAAAUGGACAUUUUCUACAAAGAGACACAGGCCAAUCUUCCAGCUGGGCUGUGCAGCACAUUACACCCUCCCAUGGAAAAUAAAGCAGAAGGCACUGGGGUGCAGCUGCUCACUCCAGACUCUUGGAAUAUCCCUCUAACAGAUGCUCGCAGGAAGGCCCCCUCCCCGGCGGCUGCAGCUGGCCAAAGCCAGGGCCCUGGCCCAUCGGUGUCCACCACCGUCUCUCCAUCUGACACUGCCAACUGCUCUGUUACUAAAAUCCCUACGCCAGUGCCCAAGUCCAUGCCCAUUAGCGAGACUCCAAACAUCCCUCCUGUCUCCGUCCAGCCACCUGCUAGCAUCGGGCCUCCCCUCGGCGUCCCGCCUCGCAGCCCUCCCAUGGUGAUGACCAACCGCGGCCCGGUACCGCUGCCCAUCUUCAUGGAACAGCAGAUCAUGCAGCAGAUCCGCCCGCCCUUCAUUCGCGGCCCGCCGCACCACGCCUCCAACCCUAACAGUCCUCUCUCCAACCCCAUGCUCCCCGGCAUCGGGCCCCCGCCCGGCGGCCCCAGGAACCUGGGCCCCACCUCCAGUCCCAUGCACCGGCCCAUGCUGUCGCCCCAUAUCCACCCCCCGAGCACCCCGACCAUGCCCGGGAACCCUCCGGGUCUGCUACCGCCGCCACCUCCGGGCGCGCCCUUGCCGAGUCUCCCCUUCCCGCCAGUGAGCAUGAUGCCAAAUGGCCCGAUGCCCGUGCCCCAGAUGAUGAAUUUCGGGCUGCCGUCGCUCGCCCCGCUGGUGCCGCCCCCCACCUUGCUCGUGCCAUACCCCGUGAUCGUGCCCCUGCCCGUGCCCAUCCCCAUCCCUAUUCCCAUCCCUCACAUCAAUGAUUCCAAGCCCCCCAACGGAUUUUCCAGCAACGGGGAGAACUUCAUUCCGAGCGCCCCCGGCGACUCCUCGGCGGCAGGAGGCAAGCCUGGCGGACACUCCCUGUCCCCCCGGGACUCCAAGCAGGGCUCGUCCAAGUCCGCGGACUCACCGCCCGGCUGCUCCGGCCAGGCCCUGAGCUUGGCGCCCGCGGAGCACGGCCGGAGCGAGGUGGUGGACCUGACGCGGCGCGCCGGCAGCCCCCCGGGCGCGGGCGGCCAGCUCGGCUUCCCCGGCGUGCUGCAGGGCCCGCAGGACGGCGUCAUCGACCUGACCGUGGGCCACCGGGCCCGGCUGCACAACGUGAUCCACCGCGCGCUGCACGCGCACAUCAAGGCGGAGCGCGAGCCGGGCGCCGCGGAGCGCAGGACCUGCGGCGGCUGCAGGGAUGGCCACUGCAGCCCGCCCGCCGCCGGCGACCCGGGCCCUGGAGCGCCCGCGGGCCCCGAGGCCGCCGCGGCCUGCAAUGUCAUUGUGAACGGCACGCGCGGCGGCGCCGCCGAGGGCGCCAAGGGCGCGGAGCCGCCGCCUGAGCAGCCCCAGCCGCCGCCGCCUCCCGCGCCCCCCAAGAAGCUGCUGUCGCCGGAGGAGCCCGCGGUGAGCGAGCUGGAGUCCGUCAAAGAGAACAACUGUGCUUCCAACUGCCACCUGGACGGGGAGGCGGCCAAAAAGCUGAUGGGGGAGGAGGCCCUGGCGGGAGGCGACAAGUCAGACCCGAACCUUAAUAACCCCGCGGACGAGGACCACGCGUAUGCUCUGCGUAUGCUGCCCAAGACGGGCUGCGUGAUCCAGCCUGUGCCAAAACCCGCGGAGAAGACUGCCAUGGCGCCGUGCAUCAUCUCCUCGCCCAUGCUCAGCGCCGGGCCCGAGGACCUGGAGCCUCCGCUCAAAAGGAGGUGCCUCCGAAUUAGAAAUCAGAAUAAGUAAAAGGAACGCUCACUCACAGGGUACCUUGCAUGGAGAGAGGGCGCAGAGCAAACCAUGUCUCGCCAUCCAGUGACACCAGCUGGUCAGCUCACCACCCCCUCUGGCUAAAACUCAAGCAAAUAAAGCCGCUUCCUGUCAUUAAGCAUCUCAGAGGAAGCAGCCCUCCCUCGGUGGCCUCUAGCCCAGAGAAGCCAGCACGUCUUGGACCCACCAAGCGGGCCCAGCCUUCCUGCUGCCACCAUCUCUGCUUCUCUCCAGAGGAACUUAGGGAUUUUGCCCCUGGUUUAAAAGAAAAAACAAAAACAAAAACAAAAAAAAAAAACGACAAAA
Messenger RNA from Globicephala melas (long-finned pilot whale), 3117 nucleotides. RefSeq names its product sine oculis binding protein homolog (gene SOBP). The record is from RefSeq and is a predicted model, not a curated record. Gene Ontology annotation, cellular component: nucleus. NCBI's taxonomy places the organism in Eukaryota, Metazoa, Chordata, Mammalia, Artiodactyla, Delphinidae. Gene Ontology annotation, biological process: inner ear morphogenesis; animal organ development.